AUGUCGAAGUACGACCAAGACAUCGAAUAUGCGGUCCAACCCGACCAGUAUGCUCCGGACAACAAGCCUAUCCUCGAGGCGCAACUCAACGUUGGUGGUCAUGGUGCCACGCAACGCCGUCUGCAGAACUACCAUGUUACUAUGAUCGGCCUUUGUUCUGGCAUUGGAACAGGUCUCUUCAUUGGAACAGGCUCGGCAUAUGCGAACGCUGGACCAGCAGGUCUUUUGCUUGCAUACAUCAUCGUUGGAAGUGUCUUGUGGUGUGUCAUGCAGAGCGUUGCUGAGCUGGCUACCGUGAUACCUACAGCUGGCUCAUUCCCUCACUUCGCGACUCGCUUCAUCGACCCAGCUGUCGGCUUCUCCCUGGCCAUUAGUUAUGGAUAUUGCUAUACCAUAUCCAUCGCAGCCGAGGCUUCAGCAUCAGCCAUACUUGUCGGGUACUGGACCGGUUUAACCCCUGCCGUGGUCAUCACAAUCAGUCUCGUCCUGAUCCUUGCAAUCAACUUGAUGAGCGUGCGCUGGUUCGGUGAGUCCGAGGUCAUAGCAGGUGCCAUUAAAGUCGCUUGCUUCCUGGGUCUGAUUAUCGUUUCCAUCGUCAUCACAUCUGGCGGCGCGCCCAAUGGCGAAACCAUAGGGUUCCAGUAUUGGCACUCUCCUGGAGCUUGGGUCGAUUACAACGGCAUCACCGGAUCCACAGGUCAUUUCCUAGGCUUUCUGGCUGCUUUCGUAAACGCAUCUUUCUCUUUCAUCGGCGUUGAAGUUGUGGUCAUCACGGCAGCCGAAAGCAUGAAUCCACACAAGGUCAUCCCCAGAUCCGCUACCAACGUUACAUACCGAAUCGCACUCUUCUACAUCUUGGGUGCUCUGCUCAUCGGACUGAUUGUCGACCCUACAAACCCCGACCUAGUCUCUGGCUCCGGAAACGCCAACUCAUCACCUUGGGUUAUCGCAAUCAAGGAAGCUGGCAUUGGCGCUCUUCCUUCCAUCGUCAAUGCCUGCAUUCUCAUCUCAGCCUGGUCCGCAGGAAACUCGUAUUGUUGGGUUGGAUCUCGCAUGAUCGUAGCCAUGACCACGGAUCGCCAGCUGCCGCAGUUCUUCGGGCGCACAUGGAACAAUGGUGUUCCGUAUGUGGCAGUCAUCGCCUCCUGGCUCUUCGGACCCCUUGCGUACUUGAGUCUUGGUAGUGGCGGCGCCUCGCAGGCUUUCAGCUGGCUGAUGAACUUGAGUACCGUUGCCGGAUUGAUCGCAUGGGCAACUUUGUGUUUCUGCUACAUCCGCUUCCACGAUGCGAUGAAGGCCCAGAGAGUGAGUCGUGAUAGCUUGCCGUGGAAGAGUCCCUUCCAGCCGUUCACGGCGUGGUAUGGAUUCAUCGGCGCUACGAUCAUCACGUUGAUUACUGGCUUUCCUGUGUUCUUGAAGGGAAACUGGAGCGCCGCCGACUUCGUGGCGUCGUACGUUGGUAUACCCAUCUUCAUCGUCCCGAUCAUCAUCUGGAAACUGGUGCACAAAACAAAGUUUGCUCGUGCCAAAACCAUAGAUCUUUGGUCCGGACGCCUGCAACAAGCUUAG
Molecule: messenger RNA, 1569 nt
Organism: Macroventuria anomochaeta
Lineage: Eukaryota; Fungi; Ascomycota; Dothideomycetes; Pleosporales; Didymellaceae
Product: amino acid permease-like protein
Exons: 3
Coding region: 1-1569 (522 amino acids)
Biological process (GO): amino acid transmembrane transport
Cellular component (GO): membrane
Molecular function (GO): amino acid transmembrane transporter activity
Source: RefSeq, a predicted model, not a curated record